Molecule: messenger RNA, 6894 nt
Organism: Zootermopsis nevadensis
Lineage: Eukaryota; Metazoa; Arthropoda; Insecta; Blattodea; Termopsidae
Gene: stas
Product: Transmembrane protein stas
Biological process (GO): autophagosome assembly
Cellular component (GO): endoplasmic reticulum membrane
Source: RefSeq, a predicted model, not a curated record
UUUGCUCAUGUUGUCUCUGCUUUUUUGCUUGUGGCAGAAGCAUGACUUUGUUGUAUUGAGUUCUGCUAGUGAAAAUAUUGGACGAAUGUUAUAACGUUGGCUGUUAAAAUAAUCUCAGUAAUGACUUCUAACACAAAUGAAGGUGAAUUAAUCAUUCAGUCACCUGAAAUAACUUCAACAGUGCCUACGCAUUUAUACAUGAGACGUUUAAAUUAUUUUCACGUUUACCAACGCCCGUCACUUGAACCUGUCCCCUGGAAUCCUAACCAAGAAAAUACUCAUUCAAGAAUCGUUCCUGACUUCUUACCCACCUCAUUAAACGCAGUACGCAAUGGGCCUGAUGCAGGGGUUAGAGCCCCCCCCGUGCAAGUGGCAGUUCAUGGUGAAGACAACACAUACAGAGCGUUUAUCAUUUUAGGUUCCAUAUUUAUCACCUCAUUGGCAGUUUUGUUUUUUGUCUUCAUGCAGUUCCCAGAAAUUGAACCACAUGAAAUGCAGCAAGUCAAGUUUCCUUGGGACAUAGAAGAUUACAAACAACUUGGCAGGGUCUUGGACCGCUAUAAAGACAGAUACUUCUUUGAGGUCAUGUUGGCUGUUGCUGUGACAUAUAUAUUUUUGCAGACGUUUGCCAUUCCUGGAUCAAUAUCAUUGUCAAUCCUCUCUGGUUUUCUCUUCCCAUUCCCACUAGCACUUAUAUUAGUGUGCUUCUGCUCUGCAACGGGAGCCUCGUUGUGCUAUGUGCUGUCCUACUUUCUUGGGCGACGCCUUGUCUACAAAUAUUUUCCUGAGAGAGCUUCUCAGUGGUCCUGUACAGUGAAUAGACAUCGAGGUAACUUAAUUAAUUACCUCUUAUUUCUGCGUAUGACACCUUUCUUACCCAACUGGUUCAUCAACAUCGCAUCUCCCAUAAUUGGUGUACCACUCUUUACAUUCUGGAUUGGCACAUUUGUUGGUGUAGCCCCACCAUCAUUUGUUGCAAUCCAGGCUGGACAAACAUUGUACAAACUAUCAGCUCCAGGUGAUGCAUGGUCUUGGACUUCGGUCGUCGUUCUUGCUGUUUUUGCCGUGCUUUCAUUGGUUCCAGUAAUGUUUCAAAAGCGGCUGAAGGAAGCAGUCGAGUAGUCUUCAACAUAAUAGUUACAAUUUUUUAUUUGUAAUGUUAAUAAAGUAAAUAAUACUGAGCUGGGAAAGUCAGUUAGGUAUUGUAUUGGCAGCCUAAAAGGAUGUGUUGCAGUUUUCAUAAAGCUUGUUGUAUCCACAUGAAUGCAUUUAUUUUGAACACGUCUCUAUUUAUUAAUAUUGCUAAGUCAGUCUUUCUCAGAUUUUGCUUUCCAGAAACAUCAUUUCAGAAUUAAGUGGCUCACCUCACAGAUCUUCCAUCCUUCAAAAUGUGGCACGUCUCAUCUUAGGUACCUUUGUGAUAUGACAAGAGGAAGUGAUUAACUUGUCUGCAGAUAGCCAUUAACAGAGUUUCUUAUCAUGUAUGUUGGCUGAGUGCAGUGCAUGUCUCUGGCAAGCGCAAUCAGGGUUUGGCAAUGAUUGCUUAGUACAGGAACUGUAGUGCAGGGCCAGUGUAAAAUAUGUGACUGCUAUGCACACUAUUAUAUAUCUAAAUGUGUUAUAAUGUGCCUGUAAAUUAAUGAAGUGGAUUUCAUGUUUGGACAUUAUGGUGAAUGAGUACUUCAGAGAGGUCUUGAACAUAACAUCACAUGGGCAUGUUUCAAGUUUAAUGUUACACAUUUAAUAUUAUCUCCAGUUUUCCUUCUGAUGUAUAUGAUUAUAAAGAAGUGUCUUAAUAGUUACUCUGCCUAAGAAACUGAAGGUUGGAACAGUCAUGAAUAAUAUCCUCCUUACAAGGAACUUCAGUAUUAGAUAUCAACAUGCUAUUACACAUUGAAUGUACUUUUUUUUAUUAAUGUGAGAAUCUCAGCAUCUUGCAGAUGGAGAAUAUUACUUCUUGUUUCCAGUAUUGAAUUAACAAGGUGGUGCUGUGAAGUGAGGUGGUCACCCUGCGUUCUGGUUAAGCUGAUAUGUGAAUACAAGGCGCCUUUAAAUAUUAAUAGUAGAUUAUUUCACAAACACAACUUUUGUUCAGUCUGAAAACAUUGAUAUUACAGAGUUCUUUGACAGGAAGAUUCCUGUGUACCUCUAAUAAUUCAGCGCUUUUUAUUUUAUUUUGUUAUCUGAAUUUAAAAUUUUAUGUAUUGUUUGUUUUUAUUGCAUACUUGCUAAUCUCGAUCUGGCCCACAGAUCAAGAUUAGCUCCAUAUAACAGGCCCAGCUGUUUAUGUUCUCCUGAGGGUGGGGGAAGAGCCAUCUCGAAAAACUUAGUGGUUUCAGGAAGCACAGUGGUGAUGGACAAAGUCAGAAAAUUUGAAAUUGGUAGUGUUGUUUGGUUUCCAUCUAUGUGGUGAAUUGUAUGGUAGGUCUGAGACUAUUGAGGUGAAUGAGAAAUUCCUGUAAUUUUGCUGAUACAUGUGGCCAAACCACAAAUAUAUUGUCAGCAUAUCUUAACUGGAUAACUGGUUUGAGGUCUGUUGUAUCUAUUGCUAGUUUCUCAUAAUGCUCCAUACAUAUAUUGCUGAGUAUUUGAGAUAGUGAACUGCCCAUUUCUAUGCCUUUUUUUUUGCUGGUAAAAUUUGUCUUCAAACUGAAAGUAGUGGUUUUCAUGCAGACAUCCAAUAAUUACAUCACAUCACCAACAUAUAAAGAUGAAUGAUCCAAAACUACGGGAUUCACACAAAGCAUAUUCCUGAUGACUUGCAGGGGUUGUUCCACAGGUUCAUUAGUGAACAAGCUUACCACAUCAUAACCAACCACCAUGUCCCCAUUUUGUAGAUUGAUGUACUUGAUUAGCUGUAUGAAAUGUUCUGAGUUUUUAACAGAGGACCAGUGUUGCUGACUAAAGGAGCCAAAAACUUCUGGAGAUAUUCCCCAAGAGUGUAACAGGGAGAACCAAUGGAGCUUAUUAUCAGUCUGAGACGGGUGUCUGGUUUGUGUAUUGUAGGAACGCCAUAAAGAUGAGAAGGUUUGCAGUGGUAGGGGGUCAACUUCCACCUCAAAUUAGUGGGAAGGAAUGAUUUACGUGUAAAGAGUAAUUUCUCUCAUUUUGGGAUGUACUGUCUUCAUGUAGAGGUUUAUACACUCCUGAUUCCAAAGGUCUAUCUUCUGUUUAUAUAUGGAGUCACUCAACACUACAUUCCAGUUUCUUUUGUCCACUGGUUGGAUUUUAAUUUCUUUAUUCUGUUUCAAAGAUAUCAAAGCCUUGGAUUCCCUCGUGGUUAUGCUGAAUGGUACUAAUUCUGAUUUUUCCAUCAUUGUUCAUAUCCUUCAGCUGAACUCCAUGCCUAUCGCAGAGGGAAGUCGGGACUUCACCAAUUCAGCUGCACAUGCCAUAUUUAAAUCAAAAUUAGCGAAAUGUGCAUAUUAAGAAGGGCAUCAGGUACAUUGGAAUGAUGUUAAGGUCUUACAAAUUGUACCAAAUAUAUGUUGGAAAUAUUAGGAAUAGGCCCACAUGUCGACGCUAGCCAAUCUGGUCAGUCAGCCCAGUCUGGAUUGUUGUCAUCAGCAAGGAAGUUACAGCUGAAUUCAGUUUGUUUUUAUGAGAAUGUUUUACUUUGUAUUCUGUAUGGUUGAUUUUUAACUCUUAAUUUCUUAAUCUGUUGGUUCUAGGUAGUGUCUUUUAACUGCUUAUAGUUUAAAAAAAUUUAUUAUUGUAUUUGGUUGGGUCUGUUGUCUUUGUGUAUGUCUCUGUGUUUUGAAUGUCAACUCUUACUGUUUUUGUUGAUUUUCAUUUUAUGGACUCUGGCCCGAAGAUAAGCGCGCCGUGGAUGCAGUUUAUCUGAUUGCUUAUAGUUUUAGGAGAUGGUUCUUCAUUUUAUCUCCUGCAGAUACAUGCUGGUCCACUCAGCCUGUAUGCUUUGAUAUGCACUGCUAGUGUUAUUCAGAGAUAGGGACUAGCUGUAUCAAUUGAGCCCUACAGAAUAGGUUUUACCCGAGGGUUGAGACAGAAUCCAGUCUCCAAAACUUCAUAUUUUUUUUUUUACAAAAAUUAAGAUGAUGGAUAAUGUCCAGAGGGAUCGUUGUUUUAAAUCCAAGUUGUUGAUCAAAAACAUAAUUUUCCUUACCUGUUAUAAAAACAGCUGACAACUGGCAUAUUUGUUUAACUGGUGAGCUAGUGCAGCAUUUGAUGAGAUAAUGCCAAAAAAUUCCUGCAAAUUUGAAAUUGCUGUGAAACUGAUCCAUGCCUUCACUUGGCAACUUUGCAUUCAGAGUAGAGGGCUCUUUCCUACAUGAGCAUUUGCUCAGAUGUGGUGGUAACUGAAAGGCACACAUGAGUGGUUCUGGCAUUUCAAGAAUGGUUGCCAUUCACUGGAAGAUGAUGAUGCACAUGCAUGAAGCAACACCUCUGAAAACUUGAACUCUGUACACCAUUGCCUUUGUGCAAGAGAUUAUCUGGGAGGAUCAUAAUAGUGUCACAGGCUUGAUAGGUGUGUUAAAUUGUAUGCCACUCUUCAUAGCAUUUUAAGCUGGGACAUUGUGGAAAACGCAAAUUUUGAUUAUGAUUCAGCUGCCACAAUAACAUGCAGAAAAAAGAUGUGUUCACCAUACUCUCACUGUUAUGUCACGGAGUGCUGAUGUAGAGAACACCAAAUGCAAUAACAGUUCAGACACGUCUUUUAGCCGCCACCACAAUUGAGCAAAUGUGCAAGUGGAAAAUACAAAAUCCCCCAGGGAGUAGGGACAACGUGUCUUAUAGCUGGAUCACCUGAAUCAAGGAGUGAAAUGAGAUUAUUUUGGCUACAGUUUCAAAGUUUGAGGAAUUUUUACCAUACUUUAUAUAUUCCAGUAUGUUGGGAGUAGCAGUAUUAUGAUAAUAUUUUAAGUGUUGAUGGCUGUAUUGUUUGGAAUGUGUCAAUCCUGUGAUAAAAAUAUGAUAAGAAUAUUGUGUGAUGAAAAUUACAUCUAAUGCCUGCUUUCUGAGUAAAAUGUCCAUAAAGUCAGAAGAUGUCAGUCGAUCUGUUUGCUUGCUAAUGCUUGAUUCACAGCUUUUAAAUUUUAUUAUGAAAAAGUUAACUUCACUAUAUUUUGAACUUUGAAAUUCUUUUUACUUUGUAAUAGGAAGGUGCUGCUUUGUGUUACAUUGCUCUGUUUCCUGUUUUGCUCCUCUGUGCCUAGUACACUGUCAUAAUCAUGAUAAAAUUACCUGAAGAUAGGUGUCUUCUGGGUUGUAGUGCCAUGUAGUCUGGUAGAAGUUUAAGUGUGCUGACAUUUCAGAGGUACAUUUGAGGAAUUGGUUUGAGAUACAAAAACUAGUAAAUAAUGGCAGGCAGAUCCUUGGCCAGACAAGUGGGGCAAGGAGUUACCUUAUUCUCCAUUGGUCUGACCAGGGUUCAGCCUUGACUGACUGGUUCCUAUAUUUCUAAUGAAUUCCUUGUGUGUGGCUUAUGAAUUACUCUGAUGAUGGAGGCAGCAAGUACCUCUGAAAUGUCAGUAAACUUCUACCAUACUACAUGGUGCUAUGACCCAGAAGACACCCAUGUUCAUACCCACUUAUGUGAGAACCUCACAUCCUACAUAAAAUUAUAUGUUCUGUAAUCUUUAUUGGUAAACAUAAUACUAGUUUAUGAAUUCAUUGGCAGUGUGUCACUUUUCCCAGGGCCUUGGUCUAAAAUGAAAAACAGUGGGCAUUUUGAUUAUAUGUAUUUAAAAACUCUCAGUAAGACUAGUUGCAUGUGUAAAAAAUAUUUCUUCGUACUUCAGUCAUACAGAAAGCAUGCAGUUAUACAUUCUGAGGUCAAUGAUAAUGUGUGAAAUGAAUUUCAGGCCAGUUUCCCUGCAUAUUUAAAUCAGCAAAAUAGGAAAAAUUAUUUUUAUUUAAUCAUGUACACUGUAUUUGCUUUGAUACCUUUUGUCUCUGCAAUAUAAAAUCCACUUACCAAACACAAUUAAGCCCAGGGUUCAGUCAACAAUGAACAGUGUGUGUAGCAACAACAUUCUGACUAGUGGAAGGUUUUACAAAGAUAUGGAAGAUGACUGUCCUCUGGGUUGUAGUGCCAUGUAGCCUGGUACAUGUUUACCAACACUUCAGAAGUCCUUGUUGCCUCCAUCAUCAGGGUUAUGUGCUGAAGUGCUUGGGACCCAUGAAAUGUUGAUAAGCUUCUACCAGACUACAUGGCACUACUACCCAGAAGAUGGCAGUCUCUGUGCUCACUGCAGUGAGAACCUAAAAUCCUACUCUUUGCAGAUACUCUUGGUAUUAAUGCACAGGUCAUUGCAAAUGGCAGAAUAUUAUGUUACCAUUCAUUAUGACAUGAGGAGCUUAGAGUCACUCAGUAUAGUAAUACUGUACUUCUGUUUUCUUAAUUAUGUAUUAGUGUCAGUUAUCAGAAAUUUUUGUCAGUUCAAUGAUGAAGCAAAUUCUAGAAGUAAAGCACUGUUUAAUUUGUUCCUUUGCUGAACAGCUUUGUGUAAGGACCAAAUAAGGACUAAAAGAAAAAUAUAAAUAAGAAAGAGAAGAGGAACUGAAUGGUGCUUUCAUUGAUUAGCCCAAGCUCAUUAAAAAGUUUGAAAAACAUUAGUAGUCACAUAUACUGAAUCACUCCAAACUAUUCUGGAAGCCUGUAUCAAGGAAUCCCAACUGGGGAGUAACUGCAACUAUAAGCAGAGCACAGGCAACAGACAUCUUGGAUGUGCACUGAGAAUUCUACAUGGUUGGUUAUACAAAGGAUGUACUUUACAUAUGAAAGAAAAAUACAUGUUUUUAACAUUCGUAUUAUCCUACAGGGAACCAAUGUAACUCACACUGAUUGUAGUACUGUUUGCAACAGGACUGCUCUUUGGCCGAUAAAACCAGCUGUUGUAGUAUACUGAAAGUAAAAGUUGUAAAACUGUA